CCGGCCUUCUUGGCUGGGGAGCAUAUUUAGGGCACUGGGGGCCACAAGCCCAGCUUCUCCAACAGUGUGCCCUCUCCCCCAUGCUGCAGCUGUUGGCCCUCAUCCGGAGGUCCCUGGGCCCAGCGGAGAGCAUUAAGAGAAUGGGCCCGGCGUGGCCGUGGCUGCUGGGAGCCGGGGUCCUGGCCUCUGUCUGCUGUCAGCCCUUUCCCGCCCGUGGAGAUAAGAGCCCCGGGGUGCCUCAGCACCCGAGUCACCAGCUCACAGAGCUGGCCCCUGCCUACCACAAGGUUGCGCCCACCGUUACCAGCUUCGCUUUGCGCCUGUAUAAGCAGCUGGCGGCGCGAACCCCGGGAAACAUCCUCUUCUCCCCAGUGAGCGUCUCCAGCACCCUGGCCCUGCUGGCCCUUGGGUUCCAUGGUGACACCCAGACUGAGAUCCUGCAGGGUCUCGGUUUCAACCUCACGGAGACUCCAAGUGCCGACAUCCACAGGGGCUUCCAGAGCCUCCUACACACCCUGGACCUGCCCAGCCCCAAACUCGAGCUAAAGGUGGGGAACUCGCUGUUUCUAGACAAGCAGCUGAAGCCUCAGCAGCGCUUCCUAGACAGCAUCAAGGAGCUAUACGGAGCUCUGGCUUUCUCUGCCAACUUCACUGACUCUGCCACAGCCGGCAGGCAGAUCAGCGAGUUCGUGGGGAAGCAGACUUACGGGCGGGUCACAGACAGCUUCCAGGAGCUGGGCCACGACACGCUCUUGGUUCUCUUGAAUUACAUCUUCUUCAAAGCCAAGUGGAAGCAUCCUUUCGACCGCUACCAGACCGGGAAGCAGACGAGCUUCUCGGCGGACGACGGGACCUCACUGCGUGUGCCCAUGAUGCAGCAGCGGGCCAUGCACAGGUUCCUCUACGACCAGCAGGUGGCGUGCACAGUGCUCCAGAUCGAGUACAGCGGCAACGCGCUGCUGCUGCUGGUGCUGCCCGACCCGGGGAAGAUGAGGCAGGCAGAGGCCGCGCUGCAGCUGGAGACCCUGCGGAGGUGGGGCCAGCGCUUCCAGCCCAGCCUGCUGGAUUUGCACCUGCCACGGUUUUCCGUUUCUGGAACAUAUUACCUGGAAGAGCUCCUCCCCCUGCUCGGUCUCACCAGCAUAUUUGACUUGGGAGCCAACUUUUCGGGAAUCACCGGGCAGCUCAACAGAACCAUCUCCCAGGUGUUGCACAAGGCAGUGGUGGACAUGAACGAGAAGGGAACCGAGGUAGGGGCCGCCUCAGGCCUCCUCUCCCAGCCGCCGGCCCUGAACACGACCUCAGCACCCCACGCCCACUUCAGCAGACCUUUCCUGCUGCUGCUGUGGGAGGUGACCACCCAGAGCCUGCUGUUCCUGGGCAAAGUUGUCAACCCGGUGGCAGGGUGACUGUGCUGAGGGUCAGAGGUGUCUCCUGUCCCCUCGCCAAGCAGGAAGGGCAGCCCCCGCCUGCACGGCAGGGCCCGUGUGCACAGACACUAAUAAAGUUCGGGUUUGUGAACCCUGAGCAAUUGGGCCCAUCCCCGGGAAGCUCGUA
Messenger RNA from Cavia porcellus (domestic guinea pig), 1557 nucleotides. RefSeq names its product serpin A11. Gene Ontology annotation, molecular function: serine-type endopeptidase inhibitor activity. Lineage: Eukaryota; Metazoa; Chordata; Mammalia; Rodentia; Caviidae. Bases 81 to 1409 code for a protein of 442 amino acids. The record is from RefSeq and is a predicted model, not a curated record. The transcript has 5 exons. Gene Ontology annotation, biological process: negative regulation of endopeptidase activity.